AUGAGGGGAACCAGUGAAUAUUCUAGAUAUGAAACUCAUCUGGCAUUCUUUAUGGCCGGAUUGAGCUGUAUGAUUAUCAACUCUGUGGUGGAUUUGGAAUCGUAUGUGUUUCUACGAUUCCUAGGUACCACAAGUUACGAUUCGCAAACGAUUUCCUUCUUUUUAAGAAGAUUUAAUCUAGUUAUCGGAAUCGUGGUCUGCGCAGUUUCAAUAAAAUAUGGAUCUAGUGUAGUAUGCUCAGAUUGGCAUUGGCUGUUGUUUAUCCUGUAUUUCUUAGUUUCUAUAUACAUUUACAUGUUGUCUAACAACUUUAUUCUGGUGGGCAAAUUCGCAUUGAUUCCAGUCUUCUGCAUAUCGCUGGUUUCUAACGGGCUUAUGAUAGCAACAAUUAAAUAUAUUUUCGAAGGCUCCUAUAAUAAAUAUGACGAUAAUAAUACACUAAGCCUGCUCAUAUUCCUCUGCGGAUCUUUCACCUCAGGUCUACUUGUUAAACUCAUAUUACAACUGAGCGGUGACUUGAAAAUAUCCGAAGAUGAGAACUAUCCUGGUUUGAAGUUGUUUAAUAGGUUAUUUGUGGUGUUUGCUGUAAUCACACUGAUAACAUCAUUUUUGAUAUCUAGAUUACCAUAUAGCCCAGAAGAUGAAAUCUCUGCAGCUAAGUUCACUAACCGAUCCAUUAGGAAUGUAUUAUACUCUAAAAGUCGUUGGGUAUUCAUUAUGGGUUCACUGAGUUGGUCGUUUUCACCCAUUCUUAACAAUCUUACAUUGUCAGUUAUUAAUGAUUUAAAUUCACUUGAGGCACUCAACCUCGAACACAUUCAAUUUUUAACAUCGCUUAUUUUUACUUUUGCUUCUUACAUUUUAAUUUUAGUCAAGAUUAUAAAUUUACACAAGAAAAGCGGAUUGCCGUACACCUUUUAUGAUUUGAUUUGUAAAAUUUUAAAAAUUACACACGAGUCAAAUCCUGAUGUGGUUUUAGAUAAGGGAAUGGCUGAGGAUCUGAUGUCUAAUAAUGCCAUUAACAUUCGGUUAUUUAGAGGUAUGCAGCCAUGGUGUUAUUUACAGCAUGGGUUUUGGAUUCCUUGGGAGGUUUAUGACUGCGUUGACAGUGCCCGGUUAAUGAAUGUUACCUCAGUGAAGAUGAAAAUAUCCAGGAUUAGAGGUGGUACUGAUUUUUCAAAUGUAGACGAUGAUUGUUUGGACCAUAAGACCCUUCAGGACGAAUAUUUGGAGAUUGUGGAUGCGAAACAUUUGUUAAUGUGGGAAAUAACAUGUGUAAUCAAUCAGUGUAAUGAAGUGUUGUGCCUGAUUCCUGAUAUUUUUCAUUGUUGUGAAGCAACACCUGGUACCAAUUGUGGUUGUGGACCAGCAACAUCAGGUUCUUCUACAUGUCCGUGUUCUGCAACAUCAACCCAACCUAGUAGUAAAAAAUCUAAUUGUUGUUUAAACUGUUUGAAAAAUUGCUGUUCCAAGGAAAAUCAGAAAAAAUGUGGUUGCUUUAGUCCAUGUCUUGAUAAAUGUUUUACUGAUGAAGAAUGUAAAUUUAUUGAAAAUUGUGACGCCUGUGAUAUGUCUAAAUAUCAUCAUUAUAGAACAUUUGUUUAUGGCAUUUUGGUCACUUGUUCUCACGAAGCAAAACAGUUGUUGCAAGAGAUCUCCACUUCUCCCGAUUUAGAAGACAAUUUGAUUGUUUCCAGAACUAAUGAAGUUUCAUUAUCCAUUCUGGAAAAGUACGUGAUUGAAUUGUUAUCUAUUCUGGUGUAUGUAAGGAUAGCAGAUGAAUUUUUAUUGAUAUUUGAGCUUAUGCGGAAAAUAGCAGUAGACUUAACUAAAGCAGUUAUAUGUUUUUUAUGCAAAUGUAAAUGUCCCGAACCCUGUGAGGUAGAAGAAAAAAAAGAAGGAAAAGACAAAAAAGAAUGCAAAUGUGUAUGCACAUUGUACUAUAAAUUUAUUAAAUGUGUCUGUAAGUUACAUCAAAGGCAAAAUGAAGUGUGUAAAAUUAUUUUGGGGAAGAGCAAAGAAUCCCUUGCAGCCGAACUUCCAACUCUUUCAAUGACUAGAGCAGUUGGAUUAUUUGCCAGUUACUUUGGACCUUUUAUGUGUUCUCCGUUCCUGUGUGAACAAUCAACAUGUAAGUGUAAUGGUAAAACAGAGCAAAAAAGUGAGGAUUGUAAAUGCUGUAGGUAUAGUACUCGAAUUAAUGAUUUACUUGAUAUGAUGUUGAAAGGCCUACAAUAUUUGUCAGAAUAUGAUGGAGUUCUUUCAAUUAUAAUAUUCCAUCUAGCUUAUUUCAGAGAAUUUAAGCUUGAAGAAGUUGGUUCUAAUACUACCACUACUACCGAAUGUACGUGUUGUUGUAAAAAAACUGAUAAAAAUCCGUGUACUUGUACUACUCCGACCCCUCCUAACGGUUGCAAGUGUUGUAUAUGUUGUUUGUGUUGUCCAUCGGAUUCUGGCGGUUGUAGUUGUCCGGCUGUUGGCACUUCUGGUAAAAAGUGUUGCAUAUGCUGUAUAUGUUGUGAAGCUUGUCAAGCUAAAAAUGGGAAAUGUGAUUGUUGUGAUGCAACUAAGCAGAAUGGUCAGUGUUGUGUUUGUUGUGAUAAAUGUGCUCAAGAAUGUACUAGUAAGUGUGCUUGUUGUACUAAGGAGUGCUCUGGAAAUUGUUGUAUGUGUUGUUUAAUAUGUAAAAAGAAGGAAAAUGACAGAGUUGAUCUUCUUAAGCUCUGUGAGAACAGUAAGAAGAAUUUGGAACUUAUCACAUGUACAAGAAGAUGUAUGGUAGUGCAAUCGUUGAUGGACUACAUGAAUAAGUCUAACCUGUUUAGAGAUACAAUGAAGAACUUGAAUAGCACGUCUAUAGGGCUAACACUAAUUUCACUGUAUUUUAUAUCGAGUUUGUUGCUAUACUCAUUUUGUGUUGUGGGAAAUCAUAUAUCGUAUGUGAGGAACGUGCCAAAUAUAAGGAAAUUGAAGUACACAAUCCCAUUCUUCUCGAUUAUCACAGUUCUGACAAUCAUUCACUCGUUUGUGUACUUGUCGGAUUUUGGAAGAGACUCGUCAUUGAUAAUAAAUUUAAUGAUACUCAUAAGCAUGAUAAUUUCAACGUUGUGCUCGUGGAUCACGCAGUGGCUGACAUAUCGCAUUCUUUUAUAUAACCAAUUUGAAGGAUUUUAUACUAAGUUCAGAUUAAUAUACACAGGAGUUCUAACCAUAUAUCAGCCGAGUUUCAGUUGGUGGUCAGAAGGGUUUAUCAGCUUCAUAAAAACGGAUUUUUAUACAAUGUAUAUUUUAAUAACACUGAAGAAUUUCUUUGAGUACUAUGACCCGUUCUCAUUUGGAUUCACAUCGAAGCUAAACGUAAAUUACACAAUGCUGCAGUCUCACGAGUACAUGAACAUCCAGCCCUCAGCAGGACACCUGAUAACUACGGAGGAGUUUGUGAAGAAAGUGGAGAGUGUUCUGCUAGACAAGAGUAAGUUUGGAUCCCAGUAUCACUUGAAGGACUUGCUGAAUUAUAGAGCGUUUCAGCACAUUCCAAAGGAUAGUUUUGGCUUUCUGACUGAUUUGAAUGACUUCGAGAAGGUGGAAUACUCAGUUGACAUGCUGUACGAAUCGUGGUGUAGAGGUACGAGGAUGACCCACGAAGUGGACCGCCUGCAGACUCUUAGAGAACAGGCACUGAAGAUAGUGGAGACUUUUGUACAGGAAGAAGUUAAAAGGAGUAACUAUGACCGAGAAUCAAUUAGAAAGUUGAAGCAAUUCUUUGACUUUCAGACUCUUGUUUUAUCAACUUUGGCCGAAAGGUGUUUGAAUGAUUCAGUUAACAUAGGACAUAAACUGUCAUGUAUAGACUCAAGCAUCUUGAUUACAGUUUACGAGUUAGAAUACAGGAAGAAAUGGGAAACCUACUUUAGCAAGAUUCAAAGUACUAUUGAUGAGGUAAUAGAAGACAUAGACCAACAAGUCUACGUUCCUUACGAGAAAAAAAAAUUAACGAACCUUUGUGAUGCGUGGAAAAUAGAAAAGAUGGCCCAUUGUAUGGAUAACUACGGGAGCCUCAUAUGUAAGGCUGCAGUGGAUACUGCGAAGGAUGAAUUCGAGUUGUUCUUGCUAGACUCAAAUAACCACGACCCUGUUCAGUCCCUUAUUGACUUAAUUUCAUCUUCGGAACAAAGUGAUUCGGUUUCAAACGAAAUUAAAUUAUCAAGGUAUCUCUCACGCGUUAGUAAAACUGGUGAUAUUUCUGAGUUGAACAAGAUUAAGUCUGAGAUAUCUAAUUUGAUUUUGAGUAACGCUAGUUCGAAUAAAUAUUUGGGUUCUCUUUUAGAGGGAUACAUAUCCGUUUGUAAAUCCAUAUACAAUGAGUCUAACAUCUACAGCUAUGUUAACAGAAACAAUGAGAUUAUCAUUGGCGAAUGGAUUAGGUGGCAAGGUCAGCAUAUAACCUACGAAGUCAUACAACUUUUAUCCAAAUUCUACACCAUCCAAUCUUUAAGAUGAAUUUUAAUGUUAUCGACACUAA
Theileria parva strain Muguga is the source of this 4522-nucleotide messenger RNA. RefSeq names its product putative integral membrane protein. The record is from RefSeq and is a predicted model, not a curated record. The transcript is spliced from 3 exons. Bases 1 to 4500 code for a protein of 1499 amino acids. Lineage: Eukaryota; Apicomplexa; Aconoidasida; Piroplasmida; Theileriidae.